Messenger RNA from Dalotia coriaria, 3390 nucleotides. Its product is annotated as kinesin-like protein Klp61F. The record is from RefSeq and is a predicted model, not a curated record. Gene Ontology annotation, cellular component: spindle microtubule; nucleus; mitotic spindle. Gene Ontology annotation, biological process: spindle elongation; microtubule-based movement; mitotic spindle assembly. Gene Ontology annotation, molecular function: microtubule binding; plus-end-directed microtubule motor activity; ATP binding. Lineage: Eukaryota; Metazoa; Arthropoda; Insecta; Coleoptera; Staphylinidae.
AGAUUUUAGCGCCCUCUAUAAAGCGUGCAUUUCUGCCAUUUUGAAGUACGUUAGUUCGUUGGAACGUGUGUUUCUCAGUGUUUUUAUAAAAAUUUAGCAAUAAUGAAUGGCAAGGAGAGAAAGGAUAAACAGCACAUACAAGUCUUUGCACGUAUUCGGCCCUUCAAUGAUUCUGAAAAACUACACAAUGCAAAUCACUUUAUGCAAGUCAAUGGCAGAGAUAUUGUUGUCCCUCAAACUCACGGCACUCGCCGGUUUACAUUUGACAAAGUAUUUGAUAUCCACUCAAAACAAGUUAAUAUCUACAAGGAAGCUAUCAGUCCAAUCAUCCAAGAAGUACUCAAAGGAUACAAUUGUACUGUGUUUGCUUAUGGACAAACUGGCAGUGGAAAAACACACACAAUGGUUGGACCAGAACUUACGGAAAAUGCAAUGACUUUUAAUGCUGACUCUGAUGUGGGAAUUAUUCCCAGGGCUAUGGGACAUAUCUUUGACAGUCUUGGCAGGGAAAAAGAGUUGGAUUAUACCAUCAGAGUUUCAUAUCUUGAAAUUUACAAUGAAGUAUUAAAUGACUUACUUUCAACUGAUGAUAAAAGCUUGAGAAUAUAUGAAGCCAAAAACAAAAGCUCUGUACAAAUCCAUGGCCUAGAAGAAAAGACAGUUUACAGCAAAACUGAUGUUUAUGAUCUACUCAGAACUGGCUCAGAAAAACGUAAAAUUGCCGCGACUUAUAUGAAUCAACAUUCAAGUAGGAGUCAUUCUGUGUUUACUAUUACUGUGCACAUGAAAGAAACAACGCCUGAAGGUGAAGAAUUGGUUAAAACAGGCAAACUUAAUCUGGUGGAUUUGGCUGGUUCUGAGAAUAUUCAACGUUCAGGCGCGGUGGAUCAGAGAGCACGUGAAGCAGGCAAUAUUAAUCAAAGUCUCCUGACAUUAGGACGAGUUAUUAAGGCUUUAGUUGAUAAAGCUGGGCAUAUUCCCUAUCGCGAAUCCAAAUUGACACGAAUUUUACAAGAUAGUUUAGGGGGAAAGACCAAGACAACAAUUAUAGCAACUGCUUCACCAUCAAUAACUAACUUGGAAGAAACACUGAGCACUUUAGAUUAUGCAUAUCGCGCCAGAAAUAUUAUUACUAAACCUGAAGUUAAUCAACGACUAUGUAAAACUGCUAUGAUUAAAGGCUACUUGGAAGAGAUUGAUAAAUAAAAAGAUUUAACUGCAGCACGCAAAGGCGAAGGAUUUUAUCUCAAUGCCGAUAGUUAUCAAUCGUUAAUUAGAGAAAAUAUCUCAAAUAAAGAGGAAUAUUUACGGGCAGUGAAGGAAUGCGCUGAAUUCGAAAGUAGAGCAAGUGAAUUGCAAAGGCAAUGUACUGAUUUGGAAGAAGUUUAUUCUGCAACACAGCAAGAUUUAACCGAGGCGAAAAGCACGCUACAAAAAUCCAAGGUGCAUUUGAAACAGCUAUGUCGUGAUAGACAUAUUCGUCAGGAAUUGAUCGACAAGUAUUCCGAAACAGAAUCGCAGCACUUUAAAACAUCGAAAGAAAUGUCUGCAGCAUUUGAUAAUCACAUCAGAGAGCAUAAUAUUUUAUGUGACAAGUUGAAGCGAUUUUAUGAGUCAAUGCAAGAGAAUGAAAAUGCAACGGAUUGUUUUAAACAAGAACAAUCUCACAUCACGGGUACUAUUGAGGAUUACUAUGACAAAUUACAUGAAGAUUUGAUCCGCCAAUUACAAGAUACAAAAACUUCCACUUUGGAAUUUGUUCAACAACAGUCCAGUUGUAUUAACCGCGUGGAAAUUGCUUCUGCUAAUAUAGUGAGCUCAUAUAUCGAGUCCAUUCAAAGCGUUUCGGAACAAAUGAAAAUAGGACAAGCACAAAGAUUAGAUGCACUUGAACAACAAUGUAAUUUAUCCACUGACACUAUGCAAAUUAUCAAGGAGCACCUUGAAAAGGAAAAUUCUCUUAUGCACACUAGUUUGAACCAAGUUUGUUCGUAUAUUGAAACUAAUAAAACUGCGUACAAUGAGAUCUUUAAAAAUUGGCAAUGUAGCGUAAAUGAAGUGGCGAAAGAUGUAAAGCAUAAAAAUGAUGCGACUAUCGCAAAGGUGCGAAUUAUUCUUAAGGAAACAAAUGAACGUCUAGCGCAGUUAUCUGCGGAGAUGAAAGUUUUAAAGAAACCUGUCGAUGAUGCGGCGAAAGAACGACUUGAGUUGCAAAAAGCUUUUGAUGCUUUUAUGAAGAAAACUGAUCAACUGGCAAAUAAUCAUCAUGAUUUGUUAAAUAAACUUUCGGAGAAAACUAUGACUUUGAAUACGGAUGCAGAUAGUAAAUGGGCUCAGUAUGAAGAAGUUACAAAGGCGCAAGUAGCAAACACUAAAAAUAAACUUGAUGGCAUCAGUAAAGUUGGUUUGAAUGCAAUUGAAUUAACUAAUACUGCAUUUGAUCAUCUUACAAACAAUGUAUUAGAGAUUCAGAAGAAACACACAGUUGCAAAUGGCACUGCUGCAGAGAUAAUUAAUGCAAAAUCAGAACAAUUUAUUUUACAAGUUGAUGAAAGGAAAUUGGAAGCUGAAAAGUUCGAGGUUGCAGUUCAAAAGAAUCUGGAGAAUUAUGUGCAGAAAGCAUAUGAAUUGAAAUCGGAGUCCUUGAAACGUACUCAAGAAUCUCUGUCGGAUGUUACACAUUACAAUAAAACGCAAGCACACAAAAUUGCAACUGUCAUCGACACAGUGAAAAGCGGUAUUCAAGAAUGUAGCAGAAGUCUCGCCGAGUUGAGUGGCGUGGGCAAUAGUUUUAUUUCCAGUCUGCAAAUUCUCAAACCCAGCGGUGAGACACCAUCACACAAAAACCGUAUUACUUACAACAUUCCCCGAAAAGUAUCGAAAAGAGUAUUGCAAUACAAAGACUUAAAUCUUUCGUCAAUCUCGAUUCUUGAUGAGAGUAUGGAUCAAAGUAGCGGGCGUCCAUCACUUGAUUUCUUUGAUCAAAAUGACUCUGAUCUUGAGUAUCAAGGACAAUUUGUGACCACAGAAGUACAGAAAAAGGAAAAGAAACCGGCGAAGAAAUCUUUGAAUGUUACGAAUGAAAAUGUGGAACCAUCGGAUGACACAUAAAUAGCAUAAUUAGAUUAAGCCUUGUUUUAUCUCAGUAAUAUUUUAUAUAAUAUGCGACCAACUUUGAUUGCUCUUGUAGAUUUUAAUUUAUUAUACUACUUUGUUCUAUAAGUUUUUAUUCUCCUGAACAAUCAUGACAAGAAUAUAUUUAAGUAAAAGAUAAAUCUAUUUAUUGCAUCUUGUCAGAAUUGAAUAUUUAAUUCAAAAUAUUCUUAGAUAGGCAACCAAUUGUACAGCAUUGCGCGAUAUGCAUUUUUUGAAUAAAUGUUUACAGAAGAA